UCUUUUGCUUCUUUCUUACUCAUUCUUCUCCCUCAAAUCCGCCGAUCUACUCUCUCUCUCUCUCUAUCUCCUUCUCGUCAGGAGCUAAGACUAAGGCCCCAAUUCCUCGCCAUGGGUUCCGCAUUGCAAAUAGCCAACAAAAACAUCGGCGUUUUAAUCUUUCUUCUAUUGUCAACCGCUUUAACGACGACCGACGCUUCAAUCCACAUCUACCAGAACCAACUCUUCAAUGAAGUCGGCAAUGCUUAUCUUCUUCCCGGCGGCAGUGAAGGACUCGCUGCCUCUCUAUCCUCCGACAACUCCGCCACCGAUGGCCGGUCUUUUAUUCGAUUUGAGAAUAUCACAUUCUGGAGGACCCAGGAUGCUGCAGAUGAGCAUUCCGACAUGGAACAUAGUACCGGGUUGAUACAAGCCGUGAUUUUUGAGGCUGCUGAUCGAAAUAAUAUUGGUGGUUCAGCUUAUGGUGGACAGAGGUCAAUUUGUUGCACCCCUGAUCUUGCUAAGCUUGAAGGUUGCAAGCAAGGUGAAGUCAUUAGGAUACCUUCUGCAACAGAUAUUAACUGGCCAAUUGUUUUAAACAUACAGUUCGGUGGAAACUACUUAUCGACAAGUAUGGAAAAUGCAGAGGUUCCCAUCACGAAAACUGGGAUGUAUAAUUUAUUUUUUAUAGCAUGUGAUCCGAAACUCAAGGGAACAGUAAUGAGUGGGAAGACAGUGUGGAAGAAUCCUGAUGGUUAUUUACCUGGGAGAAUGGCUCCAUUGAUGAAGUUCUAUGUGUACAUGGCAAUUGCCUAUGUGUUGCUUAGUGCCAUUUGGUUCUCCCAGUACAUGAGGUUCUGGAAAGAUAUCCUGCAACUUCAGCACUGCAUCACUGCUGUCAUUGGUCUGGGUUUGUUUGAAAUGAUAUUGUGGUAUCUGGAAUAUGCAAAUUUUAACAAUACAGGAAUGAGGCCUGUUGUAAUUACAACUUGGGUUGUGACAGUUGGAGCUAUAAGAAAAACACUUUCUCGACUUCUCAUACUUUCUGUUUCAAUGGGUUAUGGUGUUGUACGCCCAACUUUAGGUGGUAUUACCUCAAAGGUGCUUCUCCUCGGAAUAACUUAUUUUUUGGCAUCUGAAUUACUGGACAUUACCGAGUAUGUAGGGACCAUCAAUGACAUAUCAGGAAGAGCAAGACUCUUCUUAGUCCUUCCUGAUGCAUUCCUGGAUGCAUUUUUGAUAUUGUGGAUUUUUACAUCUCUUUCAAAAACACUGGAGCAGUUACAGGCAAAGAGGAUAUCAGUAAAGUUGGACCUCUAUAGGAAAUUCUCAAAUGCAUUAGCUGUGGCAGUGAUUGCUUCAGUCGCAUGGAUAACUUAUGAGGUAUACUUCAAAGCAACAGAUCCUUUCAACGAGAGGUGGCAGAGUGCUUGGAUCAUCACAGCUUUCUGGGACAUUCUUUCAUUUGUACUACUCUGUGUUAUUUGCUACCUUUGGGCUCCAUCUCAAAGCUCCCAGCGGUAUGCAUACUCAGAAGAUGUGGGAGAGGAAUUUGAUGAUGAAGAAGCUCAAUCUUUAACUAGGGGACAGUCUGAUGGGGAUGUCAGUUUAGUCAAGCAGGAGAGGAAGAAUGGAAAUGCUGGUGUCUCUGAUGAGGAAGAUGACUCAGAAGAGGAUAAGAGGGAAUAAAGCCGCUUGGUGGAACAUGAUCUUUAAUCAACCUUGUUCAGCAGUGCCAAACCACAUCAACCAGAGCCCCUGGGGCAACAAUUCUUCGAAAUAGCAUGCAAAGGGAACAAAUCCGAUACCAAAAAUUGAUCUUGCUUACUUCUGCCGUGGAUAGACAGCCUGGUAGAUUUUCUUCGUCUCUUUUGUCCAUAUAUUGUAGUAUUCUUUAAUUGUACAUGAGAAAAAGGGGGUCGCAAAUGCGCAAAUGGGUGCAUAGCGUAGAGAAUAAAACAGGUAUCGGAAUGGCAUUAUCCAAUCUCUCUGAUAUCCGGAUGCAUGAGAUCAGUUGUUGUAUGGUGUUUCUUCUUUGUAGUAAUAUUAGGUUUUGUGUGAUGUGAAAUUUUUGUUUACAUGAUUGAGAGAUGGGUCCAUUGCCAUAUCUCAUUUUGGGUGUUUUGACAGGGACAACUUGAUUUAUCAAGAAAGAUUUCUUAUGUUU
Theobroma umbraticum is the source of this 2146-nucleotide messenger RNA. RefSeq names its product Lung seven transmembrane receptor family protein. Gene Ontology annotation, cellular component: membrane; Golgi apparatus. Gene Ontology annotation, biological process: transport. Lineage: Eukaryota; Viridiplantae; Streptophyta; Magnoliopsida; Malvales; Malvaceae. The record is from RefSeq and is a predicted model, not a curated record.